This is a messenger RNA of Monopterus albus (swamp eel), 2311 nucleotides long. It is a transcript of the gene cadm1b, whose product is annotated as cell adhesion molecule 1b. Lineage: Eukaryota; Metazoa; Chordata; Actinopteri; Synbranchiformes; Synbranchidae. The record is from RefSeq and is a predicted model, not a curated record. Gene Ontology annotation, biological process: susceptibility to natural killer cell mediated cytotoxicity; homophilic cell-cell adhesion; cell recognition. Gene Ontology annotation, molecular function: signaling receptor binding. The transcript has 11 exons. Gene Ontology annotation, cellular component: synapse; neuron projection; plasma membrane. The coding region runs from base 71 to 1333 and encodes 420 amino acids.
GUGUCUACAUUUUCAUCCCAUGGCCGUCUCUAGGUGAUUUAGCGCCGCCAGUCUCAAGCAGGUGUCCAACAUGGCGAUCACGGGGAGCGGAUCUCUCGCUAUUUCUCUUUCUGUUUUCGUGAUAUCAGUGGCGUUUCUUCCCAAAGGAGCUGCUGAAACCGUGACAGUUGAAGGUCAGAACCUGGCAACUGACAAUGUGUCAGUGAUCGAGGGGGAGAUGGCCACCAUCAGCUGCAGAGUGAAGAACAACGACGACUCCGUCAUCCAGCUGCUCAACCCCAGCAGACAGACCAUUUACUUCAAAGACGUUCGGCCUCUGAAGGACAGUCGGUUCCAGCUGGUGAAUUUCUCUGACAGCGAACUGCGGGUGUCUCUGUCCAAUGUGUCACUCUCCGAUGAGGGACGCUAUGUGUGCCAGCUCUACACAGAUCCUCCUCAGGAAGCCUACGCAGACAUCACUGUCCUGGUGCCACCAGGCAGCCCGGUCAUCGAGAGCCGUGAUGAUGUGGUCAGCGAGGGGAAUGAGACGGAGCUCACCUGCACAGCCAUGGGCAGCAAGCCACCUGCCUACAUCAGAUGGAUGAAAGGGGAUGAGGAACUGACAGGUGAGACAACUGUUGAGGAGACAUAUGACAGGAUGUUCACAGUCACCAGUCGUGUAAGAUUUUCUGUCACCAAAGAGGAUGAUGGAGUGCCAGUGGACUGCAUCAUUGACCAUCCAGCUGCAAAGGACCUCCUGGCUCAAAGGCACUUGGAAGUGCAAUAUAAACCAGAAGUGAAGAUUGUGGUGACAUAUCCUGAGGGUUUAACCAGAGAGGGCGACAAUCUAGACCUGACGUGUAUUGUAGAAGGAAAACCGCACCCCCAUCAGAUCAACUGGCUGAGGGUAGACGAGGAUGUGCCGCCUCACGCUGUGGUCACCGGCUCUGAUCUUUACAUAGAGAACCUCAACAAGUCCUACAACGGCACCUAUCGCUGCGUGGCGUCCAAUGCUGUGGGAGAGGCCUACGACGACUACAUCCUCUAUGUAUAUGAUGCUCCCACUACUAUCCCCACACCCACCACCAACCCAGUCAACACGCAAGACUCCAGAGCUGGCGAGGGGGCACCGCAGAAAAUUGACCAUGCUGUCAUUGGAGGAGUGGUUGCUGUGGUGAUGUUUGCCAUUCUUUGUGCGCUCAUUGUUCUUGGUCGAUACUUUGCCAGACACAAAGGAACAUACUUCACACAUGAAGCCAAAGGGGCAGACGACGCAGCUGAUGCAGACACCGCUAUCAUCAAUGCGGAGGGAGGACACAACAACACAGAUGAGAAGAAGGAGUACUAUAUUUAAACUGGACAGGCCAGGAGAGACGGGUGGGGAUGCUGGUGGUGCUGGAGGUUUCUGUAGGAGCAUUAUGUCUAACUCUGAUUGGUUGUGAGAUGGCUUGGGCACACGAGAUUUAAGAGGAAGAGAAGAAAGGAUGAUGUAGGAAGUAGGACUGGCACGGCCAAGUGGUAACAAGAGGCAUUGCUCAGUCUCCUAUCCGACCCUUCCUGGACUGCAGGGGCCUAUUCUGUACAGUUCGAUUAUUUUACAGACAAUUUUGUGCCUUGUUAUAUUUCUUUUGUUUAAGUUUUUUUUGUUCUUUUUUCCCAUGCUUGUUGGAUUGGAUUUUUUCCAUGUACUCCACCUGAUCCUUGAGCCUGGUGAUUGUCUAUGUGUGCCGCAGCUAGCUUUUAGCUCAUGUGCUCAGAUCUGAGAGGAGCCAGUUCAUCCCCAUUUUUUCUGAGAAAUCUCCAGAGGUCUGCAAAAGGUCAAAGUUCAAGCCCCCAUACAUGUAGAUCUGAUCGGCUUUGACAGUUUUCAGUGCAGAUUGUAAUUCCUCCCCUUAAAGAUCACUGUGUUGAUCAUUAAUUAAACAGUAAUCAUGCUGAUCAUAGAACAUUUCUUAUCGUAUCAUAUCUUACAAUAUCAUUUCAAACCAAACUGCAAAGUACAACUGGUUCCUUGGUGGUUUCAAGAAAAUGCCAGACAACUAGCACUGUAGAUGUGAGGCUAGCUUAUUAUUUGUCUAGGAUAUUGUGGAGUGCGGUCUUAGACGUCCUUACAGCUGUAAUUUGCCAUUAAGUGGAGUUAAGAUUACUACAGAGAAAAUCAGAACUGUUUAUUCUUUUUAAGGUUUCUAUCAGGCCCUUCUGAUGAUUGAGAGGACAACAGUAAAUUAACAGCAGAACACAUUGUGAACAUUGUAUUGUGAUCUGCUUUCUUUCUUUUUUGUUGUCAGCUGAACAUAUGGUUCUGAAAAAAAAAAUCUCAUACGAGUUGACA